Molecule: messenger RNA, 2010 nt
Organism: Diaporthe citri
Lineage: Eukaryota; Fungi; Ascomycota; Sordariomycetes; Diaporthales; Diaporthaceae
Exons: 1
Coding region: 1-2010 (669 amino acids)
Source: RefSeq, a predicted model, not a curated record
AUGCCAGAGUCUCCAGUCACUCCCAAGGGUAAAGCCCUACCCGUAUCAUCACCGGUAGGCAGGGCAUCGCAACUCAGAAAGGCCAGCUCGUCGCAAACCUUGCGGCUCAGCCCCAAGUCCACGAGCAGCAGGCCCCGAGACACCGACCGGGCCGAACAGGCAGGGAGCAGACGCACAAGCGAAAGUGAUAACCGGGGAAGCCGCGACCUACGGCACCGCUCGAGCACCAGCACCCUCUCACGGGCCACGACGAGCUCCUUCGUCACGUCGACAUCCGGGGCGGGGACCAUCGUGGGCAUAUCGAAGGACGUGAGUGCCAACCGAACCGUGGGCAGUGGCCAAAAUGCCCAAGGUCGAGACAGUAACCCAGACCAACCAGGCCGGACGCCCCUCGCAGCAAUAUCCAACAGGACAAGCCUCAAUGUCCCCGCCCGCAACUCGAGGAUCAUCCAGCCCAGGCAGGAGAACACCACGCCCGCGAAGGCAAUGUUCCUCUCGCUACAGACAUCCGGCGCUGGCGGCAGACCAGCACCAGAGGCGCAUGCUCCGACGCUGCCCGUGCUGCCGCAGCUCCGCAAGCUCCAGCGGCAGAUCCAGACCCUGAAGGCCGAAAAUGAUGAGCUGCGCGCCAUCAAGAUCACGCAGGUCGCGACCAUCGACGACCUGCACGGCCAGCUGCGGGCCAAGGACGCCGAGCACGCGCGGCUGGCGGAGCAGAUGCGCGCCGAGGCUGCCGCGCUCAAGGAGGAGAAGUGGACGCUUCUGGGCCGCGUCGCGGAGCUGGAGCUGAUGCAGCAGGCCGAGGUCGGCGAGCGGGAGCCCGGCGGCCACGAGGGGACUGUAUACGCGGCGUCGGUGCGCUCGGGCGCGCCACCGCCGUCGAGUCGCGGGGGAAGCGUGGCGGGGAGGAGCAGCAUCGGGGGCUUCGAGACGCCGGGGUCGAUAUACAGCGGCCGGGGCGGUGCCGAUGUCGCCGGCAAGCGCUCGCGCGCGCGCAGCCCGUACCACUCCGCGAGCUCGUCCGUCGUCACCGCCAGCGCCCGCUCAUACGUGCGGCGGAGGGCGAGCAUUGCCGAGUCGGACCUGACCGCCGCGUCGCUGGCCGAGGAGGAGCUGGACAUACUGUCAGACCAGUUGGUGGCGCACCACCAGCGGCACGGCCAGGAGCGCGAGGCCAUGGCGGAGCAGCUCGUGGCGCUGGGGGGCGACCUCGAUGCGACGCGGCGGCAGCGCGACAGGGCUGAGCGGCGGAAUCGCGACCUCGAAGCCCGGCUUGCGGCCCAGAUGGCGCUCGUCCGGCAUCACUCGAUGGCGACUUCGAAGGCCCCGGCCCCGGCGCCACCGCCGCCGAUCCCAGACUUGCCGGUGCUGACAUACGCAAAGGUUGGGCUUGUUUGGUUCGACACGGUGAUGAGCGCGUUCAAGUACUGGGGUCUGUCCGAGUUCAUCUCGCAGCCGGACGAGACCCUCUUCGCGGCGACAGACCCUGACCGGGAGGGUCGGCGCCUGCGGGCCGUGGUGCUGCUGAAACGUGCCAUGGACGACGAUAUCCUAGACGACAUCAUGUACCUUCAGAACCAGAAGUGCAUCACGGCGCCGACGACACCCUCCGCCGCAGGAUUCCAGCCACAGGGUCUUCCGCCCGAGAUCGAGUCGCCCUACUUCCUCUUCCACACCGCCGCCAUCCUCAAGCGCACCGUGCCCAGCUCCCUUACAGAUUUUGGCUGGCUCGACCGCAUCGGCGACGCAGACUUUGAGGGCAUAGAGGGCUUCGCGAGCCUGGUCAACAUACUGAACCGCCGGCACAGCCAGCUCUAUGGCACGACCGCGGACCACUACGACGCGCUGAUCCCCAAGAUCCAGGAGAACAUGUCGAGGCGGUUUCCAGACCUGGAGAAGUCGUUGAUGGACCCGGGGUCAGCGCCCAAGAAGUGGUGGCAUCUGGCGCUGUGGAUGUCGAGGAUGGUAAAGAGGAGGCAGUGCCGCAUAAGUGGUAUUGACGAACCAUGA